UCCUGACGUGGCGAAGUCAGAGAGGUGCUGUUUCUUUUCGUGUGCAUUAGCUAUUGGACGCACUCAAAUCUGAUAUUUCGUAUUUUUAGUUGCGCAGGUGGCAGACCGAAACUCCGGUUUAUGUAAAUAUAAUCAACAGCCUAAUGUCACUUGAAAGCUCCGAGCUCACAUGACACAGCUGGAGUUAGCAAAGUGUCAACAAGCUGCUUGGAGAGGCUCAGUUAAACAGCACUUGUGGAAGUACCUAAGAGUCCCUAUCGGGUCCUGUGCUCAGGACGGUGGGAUCUGAGGAGGUGAAACACGGACUUUGAUGUGCCGAAGGAAGUACAAUGCCCCAAAUCACAGCCGCGGCGGCUAUUCAGAUCUGUUUGCUGCUGUCUGCUUUACCGGCACAGUACUUAAUUUCUCAGUGGACCGGGAAUAGUGCUGCUCAGCGAAACCGAGCCACACAGCGUCUGCUUGGCACAUGGAAUAACUUCAGGAAGUCUUACUUAAACGUGGGUGAGUGGACGGACUGGUUGAACCGCUGGAUUGCUAACCUCGUGCCCAUCUCAGACCUGGGGCAGCAGGACCAAGAUGGAGAAUCUCCAGCACUGGAAGUUCUGUUGUAUAGUAACGACCAGGGCUAUUUCGGAGCCUCCACAGAGGUGCGUAGUCCCAGACCUGCAGGUGUCCUCUUCCAUGUGGGCGAGGUGGUAAUGGACAUGGACAACCACAUGGUGGGUGUGAUUGUGAGCUGGGAUGAGCAGCUGAGGGCUCCUCCAGAGUGGGUUAAGAAGAUGUACACGGGCACUGAGCUCCAAAAAGCUGAACAGAUUCCACAUUACAAAGUUCUCUUUAAUGGACCAGGCCCAUCAUCGGUCUUUGUGGGCUACAUUCCUCAGACGUCACUAGAGCGUUUUAUAGGCAUAAAGCUGCCCCUCACUCUACAUUGGGGUCCCGGCCUCCCCGAGCCUGUGGCCAGGGGGUCAGCCCUCAGGCAGCCUGACAUCCCUACACUGGAUCAUUAUUUCAGUCACUUUGACGGGGAAAGGUUUAUAAUGAAAUCCUGGCUCAGAGACAUCUUCCCUCAUGACUGAAGAAAUGGCAAUAACGAUUCUGAUGCGUUUCUCUCUUGUGUAGCCCAUGUGGGUCAAGAAUGUUAAAAGAUAAAUGUCUUUGAAACAUAUGAAAGACUGACUACUGCAGAGAUAUGAAAUGGGAGUGUGGUGCACUGCUCUGCCAUUAUGACAAUGGAAAUGUAUCCUUAUGGUCUUUUUUGAUGUUUUUUUUUUUACUUGGUUUGUAUUAACUCAUUUUGGUCAUGCUUGUAGAUUUGUACAUUUUGCAAUAUUAAAAAAUCAUUAGUGUGUAAAGAAACAUCUAUUUAGAA
Molecule: messenger RNA, 1372 nt
Organism: Lepisosteus oculatus (spotted gar)
Lineage: Eukaryota; Metazoa; Chordata; Actinopteri; Semionotiformes; Lepisosteidae
Molecular function (GO): DNA binding
Source: RefSeq, a predicted model, not a curated record